AUGACUAUAAAUAAGCAGACCCGCCAACCGUCCAUCGCCAUUUUACAGGUUAUUGAAGGGGAGCAGAAUAUGUCGGGAAGAGGCAAAAGCAGUGGCGGGAAAGUCCGGGCUAAAGCUAAAACACGAUCAUCCCGGGCUGGACUGCAGUUUCCAGUCGGUCGAGUGCACCGGCUGCUACGCAAGGGGAACUAUGCCGAUCGAGUGGGGGCUGGCGCCCCUGUUUACCUGGCGGCUGUGCUCGAGUACCUGACCGCCGAAAUCCUGGAGCUGGCGGGAAACGCGGCCCGCGACAACAAGAAGUCGCGCAUCAUCCCCCGCCACCUGCAGCUCGCCAUCCGCAAUGAUGAGGAGCUCAACAAGCUGCUGGGCGGUGUCACCAUCGCCCAAGGCGGCGUGCUUCCUAAUAUACAGGCCGUCCUGCUGCCUAAGAAGUCGAGUUCGGGCCCUUCCACAGCCGGGAGUAGCGGCGGAAGCAAGUCCAGCAGCAAGAAGAGCUCGCAGCAGUCGCAGGAUUAUUAGGGCGCCCCGUAGCGGACUGGAGGACGUGCACCGGCUGGAGGACUCGUAAGAGAAAUGGACUUUUAAAAAGCUUUGAGUCCAAUAAGACCUUUCUCGGGACCUCUCAUGGACGAGAGGCUGUGAGGCUCCUGCCCUUUCAUGAAUUUUAUGCUGUUUUGUUACCAAAUUUAAGUUCCAAUUUUUAUGAAGUUCUAUGUUCUCGUUUCUUGGACUUUUAUUGAGUUUUCUGGUUUGCAAUUGAAUGAAAUUGUUAUUGUUUCUGUUAUUGAAUCGUGGCGGCCCUCUUUUGCAUCGCCGCACGUGGUUCGUUUUGUGAAUUUUGUUUUGGAGUUCAAAAGCUGUUAAUGGUUUAUUCAAGUUUCUUUAGAGUUGGCUUGCACAAGCAAUUCCUCGAGUGCCUUCUUCAUGUUGUUCGUAAACCUGUAAUAAAAUGUUUAAGGGCUUUUGCUCGUUUAAAAAAAUUUACUGAAAAUUCGAAUUAGUUUUUUGAUAACCGUUAAGCAACCUUUGUUACGUGAUCAGCCCAUCCUGUUUCAACUAGGAUGUGUUCUAAUGUAGAAUUCUGUACCUUAACUGACAUCAAAAUCUGCAGUACACCGGCAAGACGAAUUGUUCAACCUAUGAAGACCUUUGAAUAAAUGUACACUGCUGGUUCAGAAUAAAGAUUUUCCUGUUUACAUAAAA
Messenger RNA from Mobula hypostoma (lesser devil ray), 1203 nucleotides. Its product is annotated as late histone H2A.2.2-like. The record is from RefSeq and is a predicted model, not a curated record. The coding region runs from base 1 to 519 and encodes 172 amino acids. Gene Ontology annotation, cellular component: nucleosome; chromatin. Gene Ontology annotation, biological process: heterochromatin formation. Lineage: Eukaryota; Metazoa; Chordata; Chondrichthyes; Myliobatiformes; Myliobatidae. Gene Ontology annotation, molecular function: protein heterodimerization activity; structural constituent of chromatin; DNA binding. The transcript has a single exon.